Messenger RNA from Paramuricea clavata, 7299 nucleotides. The record is from the annotation of a GenBank genome assembly. Lineage: Eukaryota; Metazoa; Cnidaria; Anthozoa; Malacalcyonacea; Plexauridae.
UUGUGUAGUGUAAAUCGGCCUUUAGUGUACCUGACACCAAGGCGCAUAUAUCAACACUUUAAUUAACCCUCACCGCACACAACCACCCACAAAAUAUAAAGCGUGACGAGUAUGCGUGACAUUGAUUUAUUUCCGUCCUUGACUUGAAAAAAGCAGGCUUCAAACACGUCUUUGUUGCGAACUUCCGGCGAAGUCUUGUCUGGCAAGCAAGAAGCCUUUCAAGCAGAAAAAAUUGAUUAAAAAUACAAAAACAUCGCAUUCAUUUCUUCCAAGGAAGUAUUUAGUUUUCUUUCAGCAAUAUGGCACCGACUAGAGCAAAUGAGUUCUUCAGAUGGGCUCUCUGGGUGAGUAUAUUUUCAAGUGCUGCAUAAAAUUUUAAUUUUUGGUGUUUUCCUAAUAGUCGUGUAAAAUGAUAUUUGAUAUUGGCUUUGUAUAUUAUAUUGAUAUUGUAAAUAGAGUUGAAUCACUUUCAAAUGCAGAACUAAUUAAAUUAAAGCAACCAAAGUUAGAGGAUGGUUUGUGUAUUGGAAUUUCAUUCGACAUAAUUUGCAACUCUAUAUUGUGAUUGUAAGUAAAUUGUAGUGCAAGAUUAUUUGCUAAUUCUUAUAACCAAUUAAUUUUUUUAUAUAAAUUGAAGUGGCUGGUACUAGCAACCAUCCUGGAGUUCAAAAAUAGGCUCUUUAUUUUGUAUUAUAUGAAUUAAUGUUUUGACAGUUUGCCAGAGCAGAACAUGCUCCAGCCUAUAAAGGAUUAGCAUUUCUUAAAUAUUUUAACCCUGAAUUCCAGAAGUUUCAAUGAUGAUUGUAACAUUUUGUAGUUAUUAUGGAUGGCUGCCAAUGGUAUUGUAUUUGGUCUAGCAUAUAAACGUUUUGACAGCAGUAAAGAGUAUUAUUAUCUACGUGUUAUUUUGAAGGUUGGUGCAAAAAUUAUUGCAGUUGUAUAUGUAAUACAGUAUUUGCUGUUUAGUAGCAUAAGGGGAAAGUUAAUAAUAAAAGAAGUCGUUCUCUGACCCCAAAAAAAUUAUUUGACGAGCUUUCGGCCAGCCAUUAAUGUGGGUGUUAAACAGAGUGAUAUAAUAAAGUAUGGUGCAUUUAGGCACAUUGCAGCUUAAUUUAAGUUGCAAUAUUGCCUGAUGUCCCCUACUUUAUUAUUUUACUCUGUCUAACGACAGACAAUUUUACUUUUCAAGGGGAAAAUGCUGCAACUCAAUGGGUUAAUCAUUAUUAUUACCCAACAAUUCUGUUCUAGAGAAGUAAAAAACAUUUUGAUGUUAAUCCCCCCCUGUAACUCAAUUUACUUGAUAUAACAGAUUGAGUAAAUUGACUUACAGGGGGGGGAUGCAGAUUAAUUUCAUAUUUUACAUUCCAGAGUGCUCUACCAUGGGCUAGAGCUUCGGCAGCAGUACUCAAUUUUAAUUGUAUGCUCAUUCUCUUGCCUGUUUGUCGAAAUCUUCUGUCUGUUUUACGUGGUUUUAAGGUAAGUCCAGUGUAAUCAUUCAUUUGUAAUAUUCUGACUUGUGAAGGGUGUAAACUGCAUAUUUUCAUCUUUUUAUAGUGUUUUGGUUUAACUAAAAGCCUUUUCCGACUCUUGGACAAGAACUUGACUUAUCACCGUCAUAUUGCUUACACCAUUUGUAUUUUUUCUGGUAAUGUAAAUUACACUCUUUGCCAGUCUUGACUCUAUGAAACACCACAGGCUUUCUCUGGGUCGACGAAAGGCCUACCAACGACACGUAAUUAUUCCUUUUUCCAGGCCUUUUUGGUAGUUCUCUGGCCUCUGAGGGGAACAGUUUAGAAUUGUAGAGCUAUCCAAUUUUAAUAAACUUAGUUUAGUUAGUCUCUGAGGCAAUAAAUGGGUUAAAAUAUUCUCUUAUUAUAUAGCUAUUCAUAUUGGUGCUCAUGUGUUCAAUUUUGAGAGAUUUGUAGCAGCUUGGGAGGAGGAUGAUGAGUCUCUGCCGCAUCAACUAUCACUGUUUGAGGAAACACAGAGUACAACAUUGCUAAAUCCCAUUCAACAGAAAGGAGUGGUAAGAUUGACAACAUGGGCACAGAAUAAGGCACACAGAAGGUCGACUCGGGUAACUGAUUCAUCAUCAAAAUGCUGACGCCAUGGUCCUAGCCAGUGCGCGUUUGAGUGGCAUCCCCCCCUGGACAUCCGUCAUUUUGAAUAUCGGGGGUGAAUGCCUCUCAAACGCGCACUGGCUAGGACCAUGGCGUCAGCAUUUUGAUGAUGAAUCAUUUGAUUUGAUGACGAAUUACGGGUUACGCCAAAAUCACAGGAAAAACCAAGAAGUCGGCUUCUGUGUACCCUAUUCUGUGACAUGGGUAUUAAUAAUAUGUAUAGAUUAGGGUAUAGUAGGAUAAGAUAGGGUACUGGGAUAGGAUAGAGAGAGGUAGAGCAGCCUGAGCAGGCUAUAAUCAGGUAUAAUAGGAUAUGGUAGAGUAAGAUAGAAAAGGAUAGUGUUUGAUAGAUAGUAGAAUUGUGUAUGAUAAUUGAUAGAAUAGGAUAGAGAGGGGUAAAUUAGGAUAAGAUAGUUUAAAGUAGAGUAACAUAGGAUAUUGUAGGGUAACAUAGGAUAUUGUAGGGUAAAAGUAGGAUAGAGAUGGAUAUACCAGGGUGGAGUAGGAUAGAGUAGAGCAAAUAGAAUAAGAGCAGGAUAAGACAUGUGGGAUAAGAUGAAGAUUGAUGUAGGAUGAAUGAGAUGAAGUGAAAAAUUAAGAAAUCUUUAUAUUUCUUCUUAGGAUCCUAACACAGAGUUGUUUAAAACAGGUAACCCAGUACUUGAACAUUAUCUAGAAGUAGUUCUAAUACUUGGUCAGGUAUCAAUGCUGAUCAAUGACUAUUGUUUUCUGAUAUGUUUAGUCGCUGGUAUUUCAGGCGUUGUAAUAACUCUGGCAUUAAUUCUUAUGGUAUGUUUUAGCUGUGUUAUUGUCUUGUCCUUCAAACAAAUUUCUAAUCACCAUAUCAACCAAAGCCUAAUACCAUUCUGUGACAUUGAAGAAAUUUUUUGACCUGGCCAUAUUAUAAUGAUAUUUUUAACUAUCCCUAUAUUCUUGCUCUUUUAGUUCACAUCAUCAACAGAACUUUUGAGGUAAGAAAUCUCAAUAACUUAAAAACCAUUUAUGAGGACUUUGCAUUAAAAUUUUCCAUUCAUCAUUGUCUUUUCUAACUUGAUCAUUUUUCACAGACGUUCAUAUUUUGAAGUGUUUUGGUACACCCAUCAUUUGUUUAUAAUUUUCUUUGCUGGUCUGCUUGUACAUGGCUUUGGGUGAGUGUUAUAUUUAAGUGUGGUGAAAAACUUAGUAGAAACUGUGAUUUUGUGUGUGAAACGUUUAAAAAACUCCAUACUUUGUUUAAUAACUAGAGGUCUUGUGAGAAAACAAGUGAAUGUUGAUGAACACGACCCACUGGAAUGCCAGGGUUUUGUCAACCCACAACAAGGAUGUCCUCAGCCUCGUUUUGAAGCCACUGGGGCUGCGGUAAUGCUAGUAGUAGUAUUUAGUAUUCAUGUCAGAUCUCAAAAGAAAAUAUUUCAAGUGUUAACAGUCUUAACAGAUUUUUAUUUUAAAAUUGUAUUACUAAUUGAUAUAUCGUUUAUAUUAUAUUAUAGUCUAGUGUUAUUAUAUUAUCUUAAUAUUUUAUUUACAUCUUUUCUGAAAUCCCGCCAUUUCAUGUAUUUUAUAGACCUGGAAAUGGGUGAUAACGCCAUUAGCGUUAUAUUUCAUUGAAAGAUGCAUCAGAUAUUUCAGAUCAUUGCAAAAUGUCAAAGUAACAACGGUACAAACAUUAAUGCUAUACGUUUUUUUGUCUGAGAACGGCCAUCACUGGCCCUCAAGAGAGAAUUGUUUAGAAUUUUGAGUUUAUUAUAGGUUAUUCAACAUCCAUCAAAUGUUAUUGAAAUCAGAAUGACGAAGUCUAGGUUUCAUUCAGAAGCAGGCCAGGUAAUUUUGAUUCAACAGAGGUACAGUGAAUUCUGAAAGCCUUUUAAAAGAUAGCUGGAUAUAACUUGUAACAAAGUUGUACCUAGAAUUUUUCAACCAUGAAAGCAUUAUUUGUUUAUAAUAAUAAAGUUUAUCAAACUGUUUAAAUUCUUAAAUACUUCGUUAAAAUUUUGAAUGUGUUUUACAUUCCAGUAUAUAUUCCUACAUUGUCCGAAGAUUUCCAGUCUGGAGUGGCAUCCCUUUACGCUAACUUCGGUAAGAAAAAAAAGGAAUUAAAAUUCCAACUUUUGCUUAUGAAAUUUAACAUAACUUGAGUUUUGUGUAUUUCUUAGUGUCCAGAGGAAGACUUCUUCAGUGUCCAUAUCAGAACCGCUGGUGAUUGGACAGGUAUGUUUUAAACGAAAUUGUAGCCACAGUUAAAUAAAGAUUUUUGAAGCCUAUAUUUUCUGUGUCUUUUUGUUAGAUGAUCUUGCAAAACUAUUCGUGGACGAAAACCAAGAACAACGUCAACAGACACCAAGGUACUAAAACGAUACUUGUUGAUCCUAAGGUAAAUACAGAUGCAAAAAAGAUUAUUACUAGGGGGCACUAUCAAGAGAAUCCAUGCUCCCCCAUACCAUAUUUAUUACAUCAUUCCAUAGUCUGAUACAUUUAUACAGUAUCGCACUAUUAAGAAAGAUGGAUGUAGCGUUCUUUCUGUCGGUUAGAAUUAGAAUUUUUUUCUGAAUUUUUCGUUGUAUCUAAAUUAUUUUCUGGGAACUCAAAAAGAUUUCUGGGACCAAUGGCCACGUGGUCCGAUGGAAAUUGCUAGAUAGUAUACUUCAAAAUAAGGUUUCCGUUUUUAUAUCAAUUUUUUAAAUAAGUUAGGGUUAGGUUAGGGUUAGGGUUAUGGUUAGGUUAGGGUUGGGGUUAGCGUUAAGGUUAGUAUUAAGGUUAGGGUUUAGUUUUGCGUUAGGAUGGUUUUUUCUACGUUAUAAAAACGGAAAACUUAUUUUGAAGUAUACUAUCUAGCAAUUACCGUGGUCCGAUACUUUUCCCAUCCCAUAUACUAACUGAUGUAUAUAUUUCAAUAGGCUUGCAGUGGACGGCCCAUUUGGAACUUCUAGCACCGUAAGAUGAUACAUUUUAUUUCUUCGAGAUGUUUUUUUCUCUCGGUGCUUUUAAAUUCUCAUUGUUUUCCUCUGGAGCUCGUGUUCUUUUGAAUAGUUGAAGUUUGCUGGUUUUUCUUUAGGAUUUUCUGAAGUAUUCUGUGUGUGUUUUUGUUGGAGCUGGAAUUGGCGUAACGCCUUUUGCAUCCAUAUUAAAGUCGAUAUGGUACCAACACAAUAAAUCAGGUUCAUCUCUAAACAUCAAGAAAGUCUAUUUCUACUGGAUAUGUCGAGAUACAAAUGCAUUUGAAUGGUUUGCAGAGUUACUCACAAGUAUGGAAGAUCAGGUGAAGGAAUACCUGCAUAUGAUUUAUUUUCAUCUUUUAGUUUAACGUUUCCAUUAAUUUCGUAGAAACAUUGGAUAUCCACGUACUACUUCUUGUCUAUUUCCUAGAUGGUUGAAAAAGGAAAUGGCGAUUUCUUAGAAUACAAUAUGUACCUCACCCGAGGUUGGACAAAUAACGAGGUGAAUUAGUGCCUGCUUAUUUUAACGAAAUUUCAGUUUUAUGACUACAUCCAGGGACGUUGGGAAGUCCUUAACAUUAGAGACCUUAAGAUUGACGUUUACGGCAAACGUCAAACCGCUAGCGAGGUUUUUGAUUUUACAACUCUAUUAUAAUAGCUUUUACACCAGUUUUGACAUAUGUUAAACUUGUUAAACUUGUGCUCUAUAGCAAUGAUUUAAGAAAGCAAAUUAACCACUAGUCAUGCAAUUCACAAAAGCAGUAAAUUGAGAUUUGGCGUUUGAAGUUGGCGUUUGGCGUAUAAAUUUCAUGCUUGAACUGCUACGAGGGCUUGUAGUCGUUAAAGCAUGAAAUUUAUACGCCAAACGCCAACUUCAAACGCCAAAUCUUAAUUUACUGCUUUGGUAAAUGGCAUGACUAGUGGUUAAUUUGCUUUCUUAAAUCAUUGCUAAAGAGCACAAGUUUAAUAAGUUUAACAUAUUUCAAAACUGGUGUAAAAGCUAUAAUAAUAGAGUUGUAAAAUCAAAACUUCGGUAGCGGUUUGACGUUUGCCGUAAACGUCAAUCUUAAGGUCUCUAUUGGCGAGGGGCAGAUAUUUCGACCAAGUUUUGGCAAACAUUUUGACCAACUUUUCAAAGGUCUGACUCCAUCAAAUUUGUGAUGGAAAAACUGAAUGCUUGUGUGGUGCUUUUUUAUAAGGUGAAAACACUUCUUUUUCUUGGCGCUUUUAGUACUACUAUAAUUAGUUGACAAUGUAAAGCAACAACUGACAAACUAAUUUGACCAAAUAUUUUUCAUUUUGACCAACUUCUUAAACUAAAAAAAUAUUGGGAGGGGGAGUUGCACCCCCCUCGCCCACGACGUCCCUCCAUCUCUUAUUUAACUGCAGCUUCGCCGCUAUCAGCUACUCAGUGAAAUUCUCGCAUUUUUCUUUCAGGCCCGCAAUAUCAUGUUACGAGAUCGAGAAGAAGGGGAGGAUGUUAUUACUGGUUUGAAACGCAAGACUUUCUUUGGAAGACCACAAUGGGACGGUAUUUUUAGUAAGAUUGCUGAAUCUAAUCCAAGGUAAGACGCAAGUAGAUAUAUCGAUUACAUUGACCACCUUGAAAUGGUCGUGAACUUAUCACGACCAAAUAAAAAUGAUGAAAACGAGAGGAUUAAUGAUGAAAACGAGAAGAUUAAUGAGUAAUAUUCUCUUAAAGCUGGAGUAAUACGAGCAACAAAAUUGCUGCAACUUGCAACAAAAUCUGAUUUCAACACAUGUUACGUAGAAAUGUUGACACAUGUUGCUUCGUGAUUUGUAACUUAUGUGUAAACAUUUUCAAUUAACAUGCGUAGAAAUCAGAUUUUGUUGGAAGUUGCAGCAAUUUUGUUGCUCGUAUUACUCCACCUUAACAUAAUUUUUUUCUUCUAAUUCUAGCACUGAUAUUGGCGUAUUUUUUUGUGGUCCAUCUGGGUUGUCCCACACCUUACGAAACAUGAGCAAUAAGUACAGCAAUACAAAGGAAGGAAUACGCUUUUAUUACAACAAGGAAAACUUUUAGCUCAAGGAUUACAACACUAUGACGAAAUUGCUUUGAAAUGUGAAUAUAAUUAUCAAGUGAUGCUUUUCUUGUAGAUUUGUAGUGAUGAACUAGUUAGGAGACUAAAAUAGUAUUUUUAACAAUAUUUUGGAUAAUUGUAAUUUGAUGUAAUUAUUUUUUAAUAACGACCCAGAUUUUGUAAAGAAUGUAUAUAAUAAUAAUC